Messenger RNA from Loxodonta africana (African savanna elephant), 957 nucleotides. It is a transcript of the gene TAS2R8, whose product is annotated as taste 2 receptor member 8. Gene Ontology annotation, molecular function: bitter taste receptor activity; G protein-coupled receptor activity. Lineage: Eukaryota; Metazoa; Chordata; Mammalia; Proboscidea; Elephantidae. The record is from RefSeq and is a predicted model, not a curated record. Gene Ontology annotation, cellular component: membrane. Gene Ontology annotation, biological process: sensory perception of taste; G protein-coupled receptor signaling pathway; detection of chemical stimulus involved in sensory perception of bitter taste.
AUGCUCGGUACAGAAGACGGCAUCUUCCUGAUCAUAACAACCGGAGAAUUCAUAAUAGGAUUAUUGGGGAAUGGAUUUAUUGCAUUGGUAACCUGGAUUGACUGGGUUAAGAAGAAAAAGCUCUCCUCAACUGACUACAUCCUCACCAGUUUAGCUAUCUCCAGAAUUUGUCUGAUCUGUGUCAUAGUACUAAAUAUCAUCACACAGAUAUUCUACCCUGAUUUUUUUUUUAAUGAAAAACUAAGGAUAGUCAUUGGGACCUUCUGGAUGCUCAGCAAUCACACAAGUACCUGGUUUGGCACUUGCCUCAGUGUCUUCUAUUUGCUCAAGAUAGCCAAUUUCUCCCAUCCACUUUUUCUCUGGCUGAAGUGGAGAAUUGACAGAGCUAUUGUCCACAUCCUUUUGGGGUGCUUGGCCAUCUCCUUGUUGACCUUCCUUAUGCUAGUAACGAUAGUGAGUUGUGAUUAUUGGUUUCAUAUAAUUGCGAAACAAAAAAGCAACUUCACUGAAUUGUUCUAUGUAAGUAAAAGUGAUCAGUUUAAUGUACUGACUCUUUUUGGCUUGUUGGGAAUUGUCCCAUUUACUGGGUCCUUGAUCUCACUUUUCCUUUUAAUUAUAUCCCUGUGGAGACAUACUAAGCAAAUGAAACACAAAGCUACACGUUGUAGAGACUCCAGCACGGAGGCUCAUGUGAGAGCCAUGAAAACUGUGACUUCAUUUCUUUUCCUCCUGUUUGUGUACUAUUUGUCUUCUUUAUGGUCAGCCUUUAGCUACCAUGUGACAGAAAAAAGGGUAGCUGUGAUACUUGGAGAGACUAUAACAAUUCUCUAUCCCUCAGGUCACUCACUUAUUUUAAUUCUUGGAUACAACAAGCUGAGGCAGGCAUCUGCCAGGAUGCUGACAUGUGAAAAAAGAGCCUGCAUGACAUAGAAUCUUAGUCUUAUACAUAGACUUUAA